Molecule: messenger RNA, 1425 nt
Organism: Aspergillus bombycis
Lineage: Eukaryota; Fungi; Ascomycota; Eurotiomycetes; Eurotiales; Aspergillaceae
Product: folliculin domain-containing protein
Exons: 2
Coding region: 1-1425 (474 amino acids)
Biological process (GO): positive regulation of GTPase activity; positive regulation of TORC1 signaling
Cellular component (GO): cytosol
Molecular function (GO): GTPase activator activity
Source: RefSeq, a predicted model, not a curated record
AUGGUCGCAUGGGACCUCUCCAGAAUGAUGAUCUCAUCAUUGUUCGCCUCCCUCGCGCCGUGGGGUUUCCAACAGAUGCUCCUCUCCUUGACGCAUUUCUGCGAGGUGCAUGGUCCCACCUCGAUCAUCUGCUCGCAGGUCUUGCCAUUCUCCUGCUCGCAAUGCUACCCAGACAGAUCCGACUUCUCUCCCGCCGAUACCCCUGCAACUUCUCAUGACACUGUAUCUUCUCAUCUACAGAGCCCUAUUUAUGGCAAGGACUCCAGUUCAACCAAACUUAACGGAAAACUUCCCGGCAAAGCCGACUUCGAAAAAAUCGAGGACCACCCUUACUUCAUCAAGCCGCAGGCCAAUUCAGCUGAAGCCCAGCAGAGAUUGAAUCCACUCGGAGGCGCAGAAGGCGAUACCUGCGCAAGCUGUAGCUUGACAUUGCCAGAAAAUGUGAGCAAGCAGCUCCCCCCCGGCGCCCCCGGUACGCCGAAGAGCGAUGGCAAAGGGAAGAACGGAAGUCCCGUUUUGCGCUCCAGAGAGGUCGUCUAUUCUUGCGGCUCAAGCCACUCCGAAACUGAAGACGGCGUACACGACCCGCAUGUACACGCCUCCUACCCCGAGUCUUUACAUUCCUCCUCGGUUGCAUCCGAUGCCUCUUGCCACACACAUAUUCUCACCUAUCUCUCGCUACGAGGCCCUCCAAAUCCAGCAGAUUAUGCUCUUCUCCGACGUUCUUCUAUUCGAACCCUGAGCUGUGAACUCCUCCCACAAGGUGCUUCUUCCGGUCCCUUAUGCUUUGGCGACUCCUCUGCAGGGUAUACGGUCGCAUUUGUCUUUCGCCUUCCGGAUCCGAUGGCACGCGGGAAACGACGCAGCUAUGCAUUGGUUGCACUGGCCGGCAAAGACACUGGAAGGGCGUUCCGUGCUUGUCCGGUGAUAUGGCGCGCUUUCGGCCGAAUCUCGGCGGGAAUCGUCAAAUCGGCUGAGAAAUAUCAGGAGGAAGAAAAGCGCCGUGAAGAGCAGAAUAGAGGACCCGAUCGAACGAACAAUAGACAGUACACCCCAGUCUCUUCCUUCCUCACCGGCCGCGCCCUUGAUCCAGAUGGUCAGCUUCGCCGCCCUGGCCAGGUGAAGGCAAGAAAUCUCAGCGAGAUCGUGGGCAACCAGUACAUCUUUGCAGAAAUCCACGCAAACUUUGUCGCUCUCUUGCAACAGCUAGGCUCGAUGUUCGGAGCCGACCCCAUUUCCGAAGAACGAUUCGUUUGUAGUACGAUACGUGACGGCGAGGACACGCGACGGUCUUCAGUCGUGAGUGGCAAUAAACCAAAGGCGUCGCAGAAAUACGAAGAUAGCGACCUUGGGAUGUCUACACUUGAUAUAUCUUCGGGUCCCAAACCUAUCCCCAUCGCACCACGCCGAUCAGUUGUCGCAUAA